AUGGAGCUACUUAAAAGCACUAGCAUAUGCAAGAUGGACAAAGUUAUACCAAUGAGUUGGUUAAACCAAAUACUGCUAGUUUUUAGUACAGCAACUGCUGUGUUGUCUUUAGUUGUACAGGCAUGGACAGAUCUCACAUCUAUACCCAUAUAUGUUUCUAUCUCUUGGGCUGUGUUCAUCACAAUUAUAUCCAUAUGGCUGAGCUGCUGCUUGUUACGCCUCACACUGAAAGCCAAUAGUCCAGUUAAUUUAGAAUGUUGCAUUGUGAACAAAUGGAUCUAUAAGAAAUUAGUGCGUCGUCUCAAGUUGGAUGCUUCUGUAGACAAGGGCAAAAAUAACAAAGUCGACUGCAAAAGUGAUAGUGAAGAACAGGGAGAGAACUUGAGUGCUGCACAAGAGUCUAGUGUUAUGCCUGAUAAUAAUGCAAUUUUGAGAGAUUUUCAUAGGAAUGAGGUCCCUUUAACAAAACGGAAAAGACCGAACGUAACAGAUAUGACGCAAGAAAUCAAUGCAAAAUGUAUAGAAAUUUGGUACAAGAAUAUAAGCAACGAUAAGUCGUUCCCUGACGAAGCGCAGGACUUGUUACGCAAGUUCUUAACUCGACUUGCUUGGAAAGUCAGUCUAAUAGAUAAAGUUAAACUUACCAAUAAGCUGGUCAAUAUAUUGUUAUUGCAUUUAAAGGAAUAUCGUAGGGCGUUGCGCCGAGUUGAAAAGGGUGUUACAACUAGCAAAGAGGAAGCAUACAAAUAUUCACAUCCCGGUUCUCGCAGCGCAUCGGCGUUAGAACAUAUGCUGCAUCGUUUAGUCACUGUCCUAGCACAGGAGUUUUUACAGUGGGAGUUAACUAGUUCAUUACCAUGCAAGCUGCUACUGUCUAUUUUAGCAAAGAGGCUCCUGAUAACCAUAGAAACUAUAAGCUGUCCAAACUGGCUGACUGAGAACUUGUUGUGGCUACUGGAAGUUCCUUCAGAGGAAGCUGUCAUUACUGCAGCCAAACAAAAUGGUAUUAUAACGGCUGCUCUGAGUGACGGCAUCGCGUCUGCCACGGCAGCUGUAAUUCCGCAACAAUUACCGACGUCUCUCCCCAAGUCUAGUCCAUCUGCAACUGCUGUUAACGGAAACGAGAUCGCAGCUUCGCCAGCAGCUCCGGAAAGACCUACUCUGUGUCUGGAAGGCCUCUCCACAGAGCACAGAGGUCUAUGGGGAGGUAGCAUAACGGAGGACGCGGAUCUAGAACUUGAAGAGGAUAAAAUAUCGCCAGUUUACGAAGAACCGACCGAUUUCGCUACGACCAUUGCUAGACUACGAAAUCUGUUGCAACAGAAAUCCACGGCAACCACGCCACUACACGCGGAAGAGAAAUCCUACGUCAUAUAUGAAGGAAGUCAAUUCACGAAUCUGUUGAUUCCAUGGACCGAAUUCCAUACCGCAGCGGACGGCUCGCAACAAUUAUUUUACUGCAUACAAUUUGACGAUGUAGAGCAACGCGGAGUAGAUUUGUUUGAAACCACCACCGCUACCGUUAGGAGACAAUACUCUGAUUUCGUUCAACUACAUCUCAGCUUGGAAGAAAUUCCAUCUUUGGCCAGUAUCAUGUCGGAACUAGUGUUGCCCGAGGGUGGGCGAGUCGAACUCGAGACCUACUUGAAAACGUUAUGUACACGAUUAGCGAACGAGUGCCCGCCGCAACUGCGUCACUUUCUCCGCCCGAGCAGCAGCGCAGGCAAGAAAGCAGACGCGAUAGCACCACGUUUUGACCGAUUUCUCGCCAAGACUGUGACUGGUGUCUUUAAUACGUUGAAAACGGUUGUACCGGGUUUUGAGCUGGAUUCAGAAGAGGAAGCACCACCUUUACCAACCCUAAUGCCACUGUCCGAUAUUCCCUGGAGAUUUGUUGAAGACAUCAAAUCGAAAAGUUUGGCUUGCGAACUCCAACAAUUGAUAGCCGAAAGAACGGAAUAUUGCACGGUGGAUACAGCCUACGAGGCGGUUGAUUCGAUGGAAGCCAGUGGCGACUCAGAGUCAUUGGAUAGAUGGUGGGAAACCGUUAAUACUUCAUACGACGAUGAAGUGGAUGAACUAGAUUCAAAUUUAACACUGACGUGUACAAUGCUGGAUCUUGUUUGUGAGCUUCUCGCAGGAAUCGCCAGUAACAACACGUUGCAGCAAGAAGCGGUCGUUAGAUGGGUUAAGUUAUUAAUCGGCAACAUCUCAGAGCCAAUACUGCAGAAAACUAUUCUAUGGCUAUUUAACUCCUUGAGCAAUUCUUCAUUAGUUUACAAUACUCCACAUAACGUCACAAAUCAACCCGAUGCACAAUCGAAGAACAAGUUGCUGCGUAUAUUAAACGAGAAGCUCUCGUACUGCGUAAAGUUAAUAUUCGGUGAGGACGAUACAUGCAAAGCUCUGAACUAUCUGUUAAGUUCGUACGAAAUCAAAAAGAUCAAUAUAGAUGUGAACAUGCAAAUGUUAGACGCACUAGUAUCUGAACUGCUGAUCUCCUGUAAAACGAAUCAUGACGUCACAAACUGAUUCUAUUUUUUUUAGUCCUUUAGGUAGAAAACUAGGUGCAAUUUGCAAGGCUCGCAUAUUAUUUUAUUUUCUCAAUAGUGGGAGUCAUCAAGAUACUUAUGUCAAAACACUUAUGUAAAGGAAACUGAUGUGCCAUAUGUAGAGCAUAUGUUUACAUUUUGAAAACUGAAAGAUUUUUUAAAAUGAAGACUGUGUACCUGAUUAUACAUUUACAAUAAGAUACGCCAAGCAUUUUUUCCAUUAGAAACAAAUGACUCCUAUCGAUCAAAUAAUAUGAAACGAGUCACUCGUGGAAAGGCACUAUAUGCGUUUCUGGACUUACUAAACAUAACAUUUAUAUGUAACGACUAAGUUUUGUACAAGGAAAAUGUAUGUUCUUGAAACAUACAGUGCAUGUUAUACAAGAUAUAGAGACUGUAGCUCUCAUUAUUACAUUCCAAAGAUUGCAAAAAAUAGUGUAUGUACGAAAUGUAGGUGUAUACAUCAGCUUAACAUUCAAUUAUGUUUUAUUUGUAUAAUGAAAUUAUAAAUUAUAAUCUACUUAA
Odontomachus brunneus is the source of this 3077-nucleotide messenger RNA. RefSeq lists its product as uncharacterized. Gene Ontology annotation, cellular component: intracellular membrane-bounded organelle. Bases 1 to 2532 code for a protein of 843 amino acids. NCBI's taxonomy places the organism in Eukaryota, Metazoa, Arthropoda, Insecta, Hymenoptera, Formicidae. Gene Ontology annotation, molecular function: phosphatidylinositol binding. The record is from RefSeq and is a predicted model, not a curated record. The transcript has 9 exons.